Molecule: messenger RNA, 509 nt
Organism: Zerene cesonia (dogface butterfly)
Lineage: Eukaryota; Metazoa; Arthropoda; Insecta; Lepidoptera; Pieridae
Gene: kud
Product: transmembrane protein 258
Exons: 2
Coding region: 152-397 (81 amino acids)
Biological process (GO): protein N-linked glycosylation
Cellular component (GO): membrane-bounded organelle
Source: RefSeq, a predicted model, not a curated record
AGAGUAGUAUAAUAAUACGAGUACACGGUUCCUAAACGUUACUUAUCGACUGACGUGUUCAUGUUUUGUUUCUGACUUUGACAUUAUUAAACCUACGUUUUCUGGUGAUUUUUGGUUACCGACCGGUGAUUUAUUGUGAUAUUUUAGCAAAAUGAGUUUGGAAAUCGAGUCAAUGGUUCGCCAUGUAUCACCAAUAAACCCAGCCGUGUUUCCUCACCUUACACUUCUGCUAUUGAGCAUUGGUAUAUUUUUCACUGCGUGGUUCUUCGUGUAUGAAGUUACUAGCACAAAAAACUCAAGAGAUCUCUUUAAGGAGCUCCUUCUAUCACUGGUCGCGUCUCUCUUCUCCGGUUUUGGCAUACUGUUUCUAUUGUUAUGGGUGGGCAUAUAUGUUUAACUGUAUAAGCCCAUAAGCUACAUGCAUUUAUUUAUGAUAAAAUAUGCCCAGAAUACUUAGUUUGUAAAUCUGUGUUAUUUUUGUAAGUUUAAUUAAAAAUUACUAUCCAAGA